AUGGCUGUGGAAUCUGAGAGGAAAGAGAAGCAGGCCGACAUGGAGGAGAAGCAAGGUCAGGAGGAGGAGAGUCAGGGUGAAGAGGAGGAGGAGGAGGAGAAGGAGGAAAAAACUGGGGAGGAGGAGAGGCAGACUGAGGAGGAUCCCGAGGAGGCAGCGGAAGAGCAAGCGAAUACCGAGCGCCGAAGCAAAAAAAAAAUGGACAUCCUUUUGGCCGAAGUUGAUCCGAUAAACGAGUCAGAUGACGAAGGGGUUGGUAGCCUGCUAGAGUUUAACCAAUUGAUGGCCAUUGUUCCUUAUGUUGCACCGAUAGAUGUCAAGCAGGGCGAUGACUCCGACCGUGAGACUUGUAGCAGGGCCGCAGAUUCAUCGAUUGUACGUGGUGUAAUGGCACGUAAGGAUCGGAAGAGAAAGAAGAAGCCUGAAUUCGUGACACCCGUGUCGACACCGCGAAUUGAGAAAGCGAGAAGAACACGGAGGGCGAAAGGAAAGUCAGCGGUCGACGUCAAUAAUGAGCAGAUACGUAGUUCUAUACAAAUAUAA
Andrographis paniculata is the source of this 543-nucleotide messenger RNA. RefSeq lists its product as uncharacterized. The transcript is spliced from 2 exons. Bases 1 to 543 code for a protein of 180 amino acids. Lineage: Eukaryota; Viridiplantae; Streptophyta; Magnoliopsida; Lamiales; Acanthaceae. The record is from RefSeq and is a predicted model, not a curated record.